GGGGGGCGGUAGGGGGCUGCCCGCCGAGGGAGCGAUGACUCAAACCUAGUGGUCAGCACCAGCUCCCAGCUUGCUUUACCGGCUUUUGACAGAUUGCUUUGUGGCUGUUCACCUCGGAUGUGAUUUAUAACUUUCCCCUGCUCUUUCUGCCCCUGCUCGGACUCGCUUUCCCGUUGGAACUUCUUCCCAGAGUGCCCUUGCACUUCUUUCCCAGUCGCCUCUGCGCGGCUGUAAGUAAACUCCCUUUCUCUCGCGUCUACCCAGGUCGAGCUCCCCGCGUGCACACCAUCCUUGUCAUCCUGAAGAGAAACCGGGAACUCAUUAGCAGGUGCUCCUUUGAGACUUUGUGAAUAUCCUGUUCCCCCACAACUGUUAGCAUCCAAUGAUGAGUCUUGGAUGCUGCUAUUACCACAACAAUUAUUUAAUAUGGUCUACUGUGGGGCCUGAGGUCUCACAUUUCUAACAAGUUCAAGGUGAAGCUGAAGCUGCGAGGGACCAAACUGGGCUAAUUCCUGAGUAAGUCAACCAGAAUCCACAUGUCUGGGACCAAGGAAGGAAUUCUUGGAGGCCACGACAGCUUUCCUCCUGCCAGUAGCAGCUGUGUGUUAUGCUUUGGACAGUACCAAUACACAGCAGAAGAGUAUCAGUCCAUCCAGAAUGCUCUGAGGCAGAGGCUCGGCCCAGAAUACAUAAGUACCCGUAUGGCUGGAGGAGGCCAGAAGGUGUGUUACAUUGAGGGUCACCGGGUAAUUAAUCUGGCCAAUGAGAUGUUUGGGUACAAUGGCUGGGCCCAUUCCAUCACACAGCAGAAUGUUGAUUUUGUUGAUUCAAACAACGGCAAGUUCUACGUGGGAGUCUGUGCAUUUGUGAGAGUCCAGUUGAAGGAUGGUUCAUAUCAUGAAGAUGUGGGCUAUGGUGUGAGUGAGGGCCUCAAGUCAAAAGCCUUGUCUUUGGAGAAGGCCAGGAAGGAGGCAGUCACAGAUGGGCUGAAGCGAGCACUGAGAAGCUUUGGCAAUGCACUUGGAAAUUGUAUUCUGGACAAAGACUAUCUGAGGUCACUAAAUAAGCUUCCACGCCAGUUACCUCUUGAAGUGGAUUUAACUAAUGCAAAGAGACAAGAUUUCAAACCAUCUGUGGAACAAGCAAGAUACAUCAGCUGCCAACAGAACAUGGCUGUGGGGCCCCCAAAACCACUGGAGAUGACCUCCCCUUGCCGACAUAGCCACUCAGAUGAUCCCUGCAUUGUGAUACAGGGAGACAGAGACAGUAGCUCCCGGAACUCAUUCCCACCUGUCACUCUUCCGACUAUGAGGAGGGAUGCCACCUACCAGCGGAAGCUCCGGCAAAAGCAGUUGCAGCAGCAGUUCCGGGAACAAAUGGAGAAACAGCAGCAAGUUCAACGAUCUGCUCCAUCCAUUGAAAAGAAGAAUCAGGCAGAGCCACCAGCGCCUCCUUUGAAGCAUGCCACUUCCAAAGUGGAGGGUGCAGAAUCACUCAUGGAGAGCGACUUCCCUGAAGACAGUUUUGAAAUAUGGGCUAUGGCUCCAGAUGCAGGGGACAGUGUUGUCAAGCCCCUGUCUAGACCAGAACCCCACCAGACUGCUGCCAUACCAGUCCUGAACAACCAGAUGGUGACCCAGAACAGGACCCCACAAAGCCUUUGCCACCAGUAUCCACAUGCAAAAUCUGAACUUUGGCACUUCCAAACUCCCAACAUUAACAUAACAGGCAACUGUGAUUCCUCUAGGAAGAACCAGGACACGAAAAAAAGGAAAUUGGAUCCAUCUUAAAACUCAGGUCACAUCACUGGACUGUCAGAGAAAACUGCUUUUUGGCCAUGGAAUUAUGCAUCAUUCCUAGGGGAUGAGCUUUUAUUUCCAAAGAUUCAACUAUUGGAACUUACUGCAGAUAAAGCUGAGCAGAUGGAAAAUAAGUACUUUAAAAAAGCUUGUCACACACUGCAGUAGGCUUUGGAGAGAUUAAAUACUCUUUCUCGGG
This is a messenger RNA of Artibeus jamaicensis (Jamaican fruit-eating bat), 1998 nucleotides long. RefSeq names its product RAD52 homolog, DNA repair protein (gene RAD52). Gene Ontology annotation, biological process: DNA recombinase assembly; double-strand break repair via single-strand annealing; double-strand break repair via homologous recombination. Gene Ontology annotation, cellular component: nucleus. The coding region runs from base 537 to 1790 and encodes 417 amino acids. NCBI's taxonomy places the organism in Eukaryota, Metazoa, Chordata, Mammalia, Chiroptera, Phyllostomidae. The record is from RefSeq and is a predicted model, not a curated record. The transcript is spliced from 15 exons.